Molecule: messenger RNA, 1467 nt
Organism: Odontomachus brunneus
Lineage: Eukaryota; Metazoa; Arthropoda; Insecta; Hymenoptera; Formicidae
Exons: 5
Coding region: 506-1384 (292 amino acids)
Source: RefSeq, a predicted model, not a curated record
AUUUUUUUUUAUUAUCUAAAAUAGAGCUUAUAUUUUUAUAUAUAUAUUGGUAUUAUAUACAUAUUCUAAUGAUAUAACAUAUUUUAGUAAAUUGAAAUUUAGAUUAUAAGAGGGAAGGGAACACAUUUACUGUAUUCUGAUUGGAUAUUCAUGAAAACAAGCAUCGUGUGCCGUUGACUUAACCUGUUAACGAUAAUGUCAUAGCCACAUAGCCAAAAAUAUCCUCGGAGAAGGCUGAAGUUUUGAUGGAAGAUACUCCACCAGAAUUAAAAGAAAAAAAAUAACGUUGUCAUAGCCACAUAGCCAUAAAUAUUCUCGGAGAAGACUGAAAACUUGGUGGAUUGUCCACCAGAAAUAAAAUAAUAAUAACGUCAUUCCGCGUUAUUAUGUAUGUCAUAUAAUAUACAAUAACUACACAACGACGCCUAACAAUAACAAUAUUAUCAUUAAAAAUAUCAGGUUAAACUCAUUAUUAUUGUAUCUGUAAAAAGUGUGGUUAUAAAAAAUGCAGAAUACUAAUAAGGACACUCCAAAACUGGAACGCAUUCGAAGAGCUCACAAAGCAGGCACAUCAGAUGUUAAAAGGACUCUGUCGGACACUUUACCCAAUGUUCAUACAAUGACAUCUAGAAAUGAAGCUAGAUUUAACAAAAAAACGAUUAUGCCAAGUGAUAUGCGAACACAGAAACUACAGAAGAAAGGAAUUGCCACAAGCAGGCAAUCAAUCAUGCCAUCACAGUCUUUAUUAGAUAUACAAAAAGGUACAGAUACAGAGAGUAAAAAUUUAGAACUUUCAUUGCUGUACGAUGAAUAUUUGCAAUCCAUGUUAGUAAAUCUCAUAAUAAAAAAGAAAAUUGAAGAAAAGAAGCAUUGCAUGAUUACACAAUUAGCUACUAUAACACAAGAGAUUGACCAAGACAUGAAGAAGCUGAUAAAAAUUAAGACAAGAGAACAAGAUAUAAAAAAUUUGACUUUAGCACAAGCAGAGACAGAUAUGCAAGUAGCUGCAUUAACAAAAUGCAUCAAAAACGAAAUGUUUAGCACAGUAAAAGAUAAGCUGUCUAAAUUACAGUCUCUUCUAGAGCCCUUAGAUGUAUUAUGUUGUAAUGAUAUAAUCCUACCUGAAACGCCAUUACAGUGGAAGGAGACUGAGGAAGUAUUAAAAAAGUGUUCAAAAGUUUUAGAGGAUAUCAUAGAUUUAAUUGGUCCCAAAGGCAAUGUGUAUUGCACUGUUAAUGAUGAAUUGAAGAACUUUACAGAGACAUAUAGUGAAAUAGAAAAUAUUCAGAAAAGAUUAUUGGAAGCUCUGUGUAAUUUACAGAUUCGGAUGUUGAAAAAUGCUUCGUUAUUAAUGCAGAAUGAAAGUCAACAGACAAUCCCAUAAAAUAUGUCAAAUAUUCUCUUACAAAUUCAUAAAAACUGAUAAACUGAUUAGAUUUAAGUAAACUACUCUUUUAUACUUUCAUA